AUGGAUCCCGAGGUAGGACCCAUGCACUAUCAGGAGCUGCUGCUUUGGGAGGCAGAUUUGGAUUCUGAGGAGGAAGAUGGGGAGACCUCAGAGCCACUGGUUCCUCACCCCUGGAGGCCUCCGGACUCAUCUGGGAACAAGGUUGGUGGCCUUCUAGGAGCCUGGGCCCGACUGUUUGCAGCUCUCCUGCUGCUGGCAGUUGGCUUCUCCCUGGCUGUAAGGCAAUUCCAGAUGAGAGGGGGCUCUACUGGAAGUUUGGGCUCCGUGGUCCCUCCACCCACUGGACACUCCCAUCACCCAGGUGUAUACCACCAUGGUGCUAUCAUCAGCCCUGCCGCCUCAUGCUCCAGCCUGGGCCGAGAGCUGCUUGUGGCUGGAGGCAAUGUCGUGGAUGCCGGAGUUGGAGCAGCUUUAUGUCUCUCAGUGGUGCAUCCUCACAGCACAGGGCUAGGUGCCAUGUUCUGGGGCCUAUUCUACAAUAGCUCCUCAGGAAAUGCAACAGCCCUGACCUCGGGCUCAGUCCAGACCUUGGCUCCGGGGCUGGGACUGCCCACAGCUCUGCCUGCCCUGCACUUACUGCACACGCAUUUUGGCAUCCUGCCCUGGCCACACCUACUGGAAGGCCCCACCACACUGGCUCGGGAGGGCUUCCUAGUGGAUGCACCCCUAGCAAGGGCACUAGCAGCCCACGGCACAAAAGACCUCUGCCCAUUGCUUUGCCACGCUGACGGGACACCACUGGGUCCUGGAACGCAUGCUGCCAACCCCAAAUUGGCAGAUGUGCUCCAAAGGGCAGCACUCAGCCCCACCCUCACUGGGAACGUCCUCUGGAGUCUGGUGGCCAAUGACCUGGGGCUGGAGGCCCCCUCAGCUGAGCCCAUGCCCACCUUGGAGCCAGCACUGCAGCUGUCUUUGCCCCAGGGCAUUCUGUUUUCCACCCCUGGCCCAUCCGCUGGCCCAGAACUGCUGGACCUGCUGAAGGCAGCCCUACACUCUGGAAGGUCCAACUCUGAUCCUUGCCCACCACCUCCACAAAUUCCCGGGAGCCCUGUGAGCAGUGUCCUGGCCACCAUCGACAGCAGCGGCUCGGUGCUCCUCCUCAUCUCCUCACUCAACAGCUCCUUCGGCUCUGGGCGGCUGUCCCCCAGCACCGGGGUUCUGCUCAGCAAGCUAGUGGCCAGCUCUGCAACGAGCACCUGGGCCUGCCCCCUCAUUCUGUGCAGCAGCCCCAAUGACACAGAGGCUGACGUGUUAGGGCUGGUAGUUUCAGGGGCCCCCUCAGUGGCCAGAGCCACGACUAAUGCCCUGCUUAGACACCUGGUCGCACCCCAAACACAGCCCCGUCACCAGCAUCAGCACCAGCACCAGCAAGGGCCAAUAGAGAACCCCAGCACUUGUGUUCAGGGGACCCUGCUCCAGGUAACAGCCCACACAGAGCAUGCCCAUGUCUCCAGUGUCCCCCAUGGCUGCUGCCCCUUCCAGGGCUUCUAA
Molecule: messenger RNA, 1491 nt
Organism: Chrysochloris asiatica (Cape golden mole)
Lineage: Eukaryota; Metazoa; Chordata; Mammalia; Afrosoricida; Chrysochloridae
Gene: GGT6
Product: gamma-glutamyltransferase 6
Exons: 4
Coding region: 1-1491 (496 amino acids)
Cellular component (GO): extracellular exosome
Source: RefSeq, a predicted model, not a curated record